GGGUCCCACCAGGAUCAGUUCCUCGUUGACUUUGAUCGCGCCAUGUCGAUGGCGCGCCUGCAAUUAUGAACGUACGCGUUGCAUUAUCAGUGAUCUUGUUGUUAGUUUUACUACCGUCGUCAUUGACUCAGAAUUUCGAUCGUAUAUAUGAUACUGAAUACAAUCUCCCUGAUCGAUACGUGGCAACCGCGAAUGGCCCACCUGGUCAGUCCAAGUGGAACGAGAGAGGUUCUUCCGAACCAUCAGGUCAUAAUAAAUGGGAAGGUGAUCACAGAGGACCACCAGGCGGUCGUGGGCCUCCCGGAUUAGCGGGUGGCAAUCCUCCAGGAUUAAAUGGUAAACGUCCUCCAGAUAACGGAGUAAACAUCGAAAGACUGUCCGAAGAUGAGAAAUAUAUAAAUAAUCAACAAUCCACUCAUAAAUCUACUCGACCUACUGAAAGACGUCCUCAUGGUCCGGAUGAUCCAUCGACUCAGAAUUUCGAUCGUACAUACGAUACUGUAUACAAUCCUCCUGAUCGAUACGUGGCAACCGCGAAUGGCCCACCUGGUCAGUCCAAGUGGAGCGAGAGAGGUUCUUCUAAACCACCAGGUCAUAAUAAAUGGGAAGGUGAUCGCAGAGGACCACCAGGUGGUCGUGGGCCUCCCGGAUUAGCGGGCGGCAAUCCUCCAGGAUUAAAUGGUAAACAUCCUCCGGGUAACGGAGUAAACAUCGAAAGACCGUCCGAAGAUGAGAAAUAUAUAGAUAAUCAAGAAUCCACUCAUAGACCUACUCGUCCUACUGAAAAACGUCCUUAUGGUCCGGAUGAUCGUACGUCCGAUUCAAACAGCAACUCGCAAAAUCGACGAUGCAGAGACAACGAGUUUCGUUGUAAUAAGACUAACGAGUGUCUACCACAAAGUGUCAGAUGCGAUAAAAAAAUUGAUUGUCACGAUGCCAGCGACGAAGCAUUUUGUCUUGGGAACAGAUUUGGAGAAAAUGGCUGUGUCUUGCCUGAACAACCGGAAAAUGGAAAUUACGUAUUGGAUGGUUGCGAUAGUUGCACUAAACGUCCAGGCGAUAUAGUUCCCUUAAAAAGCAUUCUUACUUAUAAUUGUAAAAACAAUUAUUUACUGAGCGGAAACACCAUUUCCGUUUGUGCCAACAACGAAUGGUCUGAACCACUUUCGUGUUACAAAGUCUGCCCAUCGUUAAACAGCACGAGCGUAGACAUUUCCUGCAGCUACAAGGAACAAACAGUGUCCUGCGGCGUACGUAUACUGCCUGGUACACGGGCUGCGCUUGCCUGUAAAUCAUCUUAUAAAUUACCUUUAACGAACGAUCCGGCUUACAGAGAGAUCACGUGUCUUGACGAUGGUUUAUGGGAUCGUCGCCUUUUUCGCUGUCUACCCGAAUGCGGGACGACCACUGCACGCGGUAAUACUUUAAUCGUAAACGGAUUCGAAGCUAAAGUAGGAAAAUUUCCCUGGCACGCUGGUGUUUACGUCAAGAAAUCACGCACGAAUGAAUACGAGCAGAUAUGCGGUGGCACUCUCAUUAGCAGCUACCUCGUCAUAACAGCGGCUCACUGCGUUUACGAUGAAGUCAACAAUGAACUUAAUGACGCGCGAAAUUAUGCUGUGGCCACCGGCAAACAUAAUCGUGAUUGGAACGCGAGAGAGAAAUAUGCGCAGAAGUCAUCUGUGGAGAGUAUUCGAUCGGGCGGCAGAUAUAUGGGGGCGAGAGGUAAUUUUGCCGACGACAUAGCCCUAUUGAAAUUAAAGACACCCUUUGAGCUGACUACCUUAGUGAAACCAGUGUGUAUGGAUUGGGACAAUGAAUAUGAAAGGGACCAGCUGCAAAUGGGCCAAGUCGGCAAGGUGGUCGGUUGGGGCAAAGACAUUAGAGGCGAAUCCACCAGGAACUUACAGGAAAUUGACAUGCCGUUCGUGCCGUACCAACAGUGUUUGUCCGCAGUGCCUGUAGAUUUCCGAGGAUACCUCACGUCCGACAAAUUCUGUGCCGGUCGUUUGAACGGUUCGAGUGUCUGCGAAGGAGAUAGUGGUGGAGGUUUAUGCUUCGAGAAGGAUGGUGUUUGGUACAUUCGUGGUGUCGUAAGCGUAAGCCCAGCCAAAGGUAGUUGCGAUUACAACUCAUAUGUUGGAUUUACCUCCGUUAGUCGCUUCCGUGAUUGGAUUCGCGAGGCUUAUGUCAAUGAGUAACAAGGAUAUUUUUGGAGAGGAAUGAGUUGAUUAGAUGAUGAGUAGAUGUGACGUACGAAAUAACAAUAAGGAAACGGCAAGAAAACAGUAAGGAAACAGAUAAAUAAUUGUACAUAUUCUUCAAAAUCUUAAUAUUGGUUGAUAAAAAUAUAAAAAAAGUUAGAAUUUUAAAGAUUUACGUGAUAAAGUUCAUUUACAUUUUGAAAGCAUAAUGUUAUAGACAACUGAAAAAUAUUAAUUAAAAAUUAUAUGUACGUGAAUUUAUAAAAAAAUUUUAUAAUAAGACACUAUAAU
Nylanderia fulva is the source of this 2495-nucleotide messenger RNA. Its product is annotated as modular serine protease-like. Gene Ontology annotation, molecular function: protein binding; serine-type endopeptidase activity. NCBI's taxonomy places the organism in Eukaryota, Metazoa, Arthropoda, Insecta, Hymenoptera, Formicidae. Gene Ontology annotation, biological process: proteolysis. The record is from RefSeq and is a predicted model, not a curated record.